This is a messenger RNA of Drepanopeziza brunnea f. sp. 'multigermtubi' MB_m1, 1929 nucleotides long. RefSeq lists its product as uncharacterized. The record is from RefSeq and is a predicted model, not a curated record. NCBI's taxonomy places the organism in Eukaryota, Fungi, Ascomycota, Leotiomycetes, Helotiales, Drepanopezizaceae. Gene Ontology annotation, molecular function: protein binding. Gene Ontology annotation, biological process: protein polyubiquitination.
AUGCCUAGAUUCGAUACCCUUCCUUCAGAGAUUAUUCUCCACGUUGCUAGAUUCCUUGAUGCUCUAGACAUCGUUACAUUGCAGCAUGUCAACCAAAGAUUCCUAAGCCUCGGCAGAGAUGAUGCUCUAUGGCGAGAACAAUGCUUCAACAGGUCAUAUUUCCUUACCAGUCUGCGCCGCCGCCGCGAGCUUUUGACUUCCUAUGAGCCGCAAGAGCUCCAAUUUCGUGAUCUAGCGCUCGCUCUGGCAAGUGGAAAUGGACUCGGCGACUCCCGACUCGUGGAACCCCAAGGGGAAGCCCGCGAUCUCAAGGCUCGAUCAAAUGAACGGAUACGAAUACUAGCCAACUGGGAUCCCAGCUACCCCAAUGAGAAGAUCGACUGGUAUUCCGAGUAUAUUGCGCGGAAUGCCCCUAUCUCUACGAGCUGGAUGGAGCAGCCGCACAAUAGGGACAAUAACGACCGCGAAUACUUAGAAGUCCGUGGUAUGGCUCUUUAUACACCGGCUGGGGAGGACGAUGCUACCUUGGCUGUCGGUCCCCUCGAUGAUGGAAGUGUCUGUCUUUGGGAUUUGAAGGGUACCCAGGGUCGACAAGGCAGCAUCGUGGCCAGAAGCAAGUCUGGACUCAUAACUACGGACCCCGCAAAUCCGGAAAGGGAUGCCAAGCGCUCAAAGGUGUUUAAAGAUGGCGUGGUAGAAUGUGUCAGCGUGGACCAUUCGUCGAAACGGGCCUACUUUGCAUUACAGAGCGGGCUUGUUGAAGUCGACCUGGAGACACUUUCUGUCAUCAGCCACGAGAAGUUCCCUUGCUUGAUCACAGCUAUUUCCGAAGCCAAGAAUCCUGUUCCCAUUACCGUAGGCACUGACCGUUUCCUCUAUCUCCACGAUUCUCGAGCUCGCAGAGCCUCAGGGCCAGCAGACAGUGACUCCGAUCAUCUCGACUCCUACGAUACAAUGUUCGGCUAUGUAGAAAGAUCCAACAGCCUGGACUUCCGUGCCCUUCUCAAUCCAGAAGCCAGCCCCAUCUAUACCCACCUCAGCCAUUCGAAGCCACUCAGCAUCCUACACCUCCCAAGCUCUGGAAGCGAAUGUGAUGGCAAUGGCGAGAUUUACGUUGCUGGUAGGUUCCCGAGUAUCUUGAAUUAUGACCGGAGGUAUUUCCCUAAGCUGAGGGGAUCAAUGCAUUCUGGUGCGAGGUUGGCUAGUAUGGCGUCUUUACCGUUUCCAUUCGCAUCAAUGGAGAAGGAUCUGGCUAGACGGGGUGAGCUUUCAACGGAGCAAGUUUGGGAGUUCAAAAACCGCCCCGGGAAGACACUCAUCGCUUGUGGGGAGUACAACAGCAAAGGCUCUCUGGAGAUGUAUGGAUUGUCGUCAACACCGUACCCUACCAUCUCCUCAAAUUCCGCUGCUGGCAAGAUUCACGAUUCUGUGAUGAAGAACCGGCAGACCUCGUCCGGUUCCAAAUUGUUGUCCGUGUCGAAUCACGGAACCCGGAUUGUUGUUUCUGACGGAGGCGGUAAUUUGAAAUGGCUUGAGCGAGACGGAUUUACUGAGGCGAGGAGAUGGAAUAUUGCUCAUGGUUCUGAAGAGGCUCCACGAGGAAUUUUCGGGACUCUAGGCGACAACUACAUGCAUCCUGGAUCAGGGGACAUUGUUAUCAAACUUGCAAACACCAAUAACGGGCGAGAGGACAAAAGAGUCAACGAAGAUGAUCUGGUUCUAUGGACCGGUGACAAGAUCGGGCUGCUAAGCUUUACCACCAAGCCUGGUUUUACGGCAGACAGCUUCGAAGAGACUGGAAACAAGACGCCUGAAGAGGCACGCAUAGAAAUAGCGGAGAGAACUUAUGCGGAAACCAUGGGGCGCGCUCUGGAAGCCAACGCUAACGAGGUUAGGUGGAUGCGUGGGUUAGGACUCGCUGCAACUUGA